UUUAAUUAUAAAUACUGUUAAUUACAAUUUAAAAUUCAUUCGAUCUUUACUUCCAAGUCAUUUGUUUGUUUUAAAAAAACAAAAUUCAAAAUGGCGUCCAGACUAAUUGCAUUUAUUGCUAUCCAAGGAAUUCUUCUUCAGACUGCCUACACCCAAUGCAUCAACCGAGUUGUACCGACAAUGGGACCUAACGUCGUGGAAACCAUCCUGCCAAACCAAGUCCUUUACAGAGAACCAGGUCUACCAAUCCUCCCUACCCCAUGUGGAGGUCAAAUCUUGCCCCCCAUCUACCAGACCCCCAUAAUCUCUGGGCCUAUUGGACCAGUGGUAUCAGAAGUUGGAUACCCAACAGUUAUGCAAGACAGUAGCGUGGCCAACAGUUUGGCAAAUGCCUUACAGUUGCUAGUAGUUAGUAACUUGUUGAGUACUACCCUCCCCACCCCGUGCGAGAUGCCUCUUUACCCGUACGAGGUGAUGGGCAUGCCUGCAUAUAACUAUAUCUACAUGUUAGAUAAUUCGAGAAUCUAUAUCAACAAAAGUCUAGAUAUAAAACUGCAGUUACUUUGCUCCCACUGGACCAAUAUGGCUCGAAGAUUAGUUUUAGUUAUUCUAACGGAAUUCCUAAUUACAAAGGUCACACCGUCGUAUGUGCAGCGCUAUUCACCGAGUCCUUACGUCGUUCGAGAUCCAAGAUCCUCAAACCCUUAUCAAGACUACCAAUCGUACUACGCGAGAUAUGCCACCCAAGCAGCUCAACCAACGUAUCAGAGGUCUACACAAGCACCAAGACCUGUACAAUAUCGACAACCAAGUUAUCCAAGACCUCCAGCACCUUUACCACCGACUGUUCCAAGACCUAUGGAAUUUCGACCACCUUAUCCAACACAAAUAGCUGCACCAACUAUUCCAUCACCGGUGAUCGGUAUGGAAUACCGAUCACCAAGGUAUCAGAAAUCAGCAGAAUUUGUACCACCAGUUGUACCAACUCAAAAGCCUGUAGAAUACCGAAUACCGUACCAGAAACCCGGAGAAUAUAUCAUUCCAGCAAUCCAAACUGUGGAUUAUCGUCAGCCAUUCCAACAAGUGACUGAAUAUGUCGCUCCACCAUUCCAAUCAAUGGAAUAUCCGUACCAAAAAGCUGUAGAGUUAUUAACACCAACCAUUCAGUCAGCUGUGGAAUAUCAAUCACCAACGUAUCAGAAAACAUCAGAACUUAUACCACCAACAAUUCAUAUACCUUCAGAUUAUGAGCCAGGCUAUCAGAAAGUUGUAGAAUUCAUAGCAAAUCAGAAGCCUAUAGAAACCCAACAAUCUACAUGCCUUACUGAUUUGACUUCUAAUUUACAAUCAUCAGAGAUUCCUACAUCAUUACUCGACUCAUUACAAUCAUUGGCUUUGUCGAAAUCUGAUUGUUUACCAAAAACUAGUUCAAGAGCAUUAGACACGGAUGUAAUUAAUAAUUUAGCUAUUGCGUUACAAUUAUUAAUAGUUAAUAACAUUAUUAAUCAUCCCAGAUCAGAAUCAACUGAAUCAAUGUCUAAUUUAUCUGAUUCUAUCCUAGAAUUAGUUUAUCCUACAGAAUUACCAGCAUCUAAUCCUUAUAAUCUUCAAAGUCCUUGUGAAAUGUGUAAUGCUAAAUUUUUAGGGAGUUCAAACUUUGGUGACGAUGGUAUAAUAUCUAAAGGUAUGUUAGGAUUAGGUUCAUAUGGCACAGGGUCGCCUUUAUCAAGAUCUGGUUUUAAUUUAAUGUCUCCAUAUGACGCCAUUGCAGCUUCUUCGUCAUUGUCUGAUCCUUCGCCAUCUGCAUUUACGUUGAAGAGUAAUUUUCAAAGCCCAUACGCUGCUAUGAUGGCAGCUGAUAAUAAUAAGGAUUUGUUUUCGAUGUCUGAUUUAUUUUAAUAUAUAUGCCCGCGACUUUAUCCGCGUGGAUUUAGGUUUUUAAAGAUCCCGUGAGAACUGUUGCUCCAUGAAAAGGUAGCAGACAGACAGACAGAUAGACACACAGGACACUUUCGCAUUAUUAUAACAUUAAUAUGGAUGGCGAUCUCUGGUAUGAAUAAAUUGUGCUCUAGUCGUAGUAUUAAUAGUUUUUUUUUUUCUCUCGUCUGGCUUUUACAAUGAUUAGCCAA
Maniola jurtina (meadow brown) is the source of this 2129-nucleotide messenger RNA. RefSeq lists its product as uncharacterized. The record is from RefSeq and is a predicted model, not a curated record. The transcript is spliced from 4 exons. The coding region runs from base 91 to 1899 and encodes 602 amino acids. Lineage: Eukaryota; Metazoa; Arthropoda; Insecta; Lepidoptera; Nymphalidae.